This is a messenger RNA of Adineta steineri, 918 nucleotides long. Lineage: Eukaryota; Metazoa; Rotifera; Eurotatoria; Adinetida; Adinetidae. The record is from the annotation of a GenBank genome assembly.
AUGGCAACGACGACAUCAUUGAAAUGUGAAGUUCAUGCAUCGCGUAACGGAAAUCGUAUUCAACCAACUGAUGAGACAAUGGCAUCUAAUCAAGCAACAAAAAUUCUAAUGACUGAUGAUUAUAAUCAAUCGAAUGAUGGUAAUUUCGAUAUUUGUGGAUGGAUAUUAAUUGUUUGUUCUUAUAUUCUUGUCAUUCUAACAUUUCCAAUAACAAUAUUUAUUUGCAUUAAUGUUGUUCAAGAGUAUCAACGGGCUGUUAUUUUUCGUUUAGGACGUAUUAUACAAGGUGGUGCUAAAGGUCCUGGUCUAUUUUUUAUUUUACCAUGUGUAGAUACAAUCGUAAAAGUUGAUUUACGAACAACAACGUUCAAUGUUCCACCUCAAGAAGUCUUAACACGUGAUUCAGUAACUGUUUCAGUUGAUGCUGUUGUUUAUAGUCGAAUUGUUGAUCCAGUCACUUCUGUAACUAAAGUAAAUAAUGUUUAUUCUGCAACUCAAUUACUUGCGCAAACAACAUUAAGAAAUAUGCUCGGAACAAAAACAUUACAAGACAUUUUAAGUGAUCGAGAAGCGAUCGCUAAUCUAAUGGAAGCGCAACUCGACGAAGGAAGUUCACCAUGGGGUAUCAAAGUUGAACGUGUUGAAAUUACGGAUGUUCGUUUACCACAAUCCAUGCAACGAUCGAUGGCUGCAGAAGCUGAAGCAAGCCGUGAAGCACGAGCUAAAGUUAUUGCUGCUGAAGGUGAACAAAAAGCAUCACGACAACUAAAAGAAGCUGCAGAUGUUAUUGCUCAAUCGCCGAUUGCCUUACAAUUACGUUAUCUACAAACAUUAACACAAAUUGCUGCUGAGAAAAAUUCAACUAUUGUUUUUCCAAUACCUGUUGAAUUACUCAGUUUAGUUAACAGAGGACGUUAG